Messenger RNA from Grosmannia clavigera kw1407, 735 nucleotides. RefSeq names its product fibrillarin. The transcript is spliced from 5 exons. Bases 1 to 735 code for a protein of 244 amino acids. Lineage: Eukaryota; Fungi; Ascomycota; Sordariomycetes; Ophiostomatales; Ophiostomataceae. Gene Ontology annotation, cellular component: small-subunit processome; nucleolus; box C/D methylation guide snoRNP complex. Gene Ontology annotation, biological process: rRNA methylation; box C/D sno(s)RNA 3'-end processing. The record is from RefSeq and is a predicted model, not a curated record. Gene Ontology annotation, molecular function: rRNA methyltransferase activity; RNA binding; histone H2AQ104 methyltransferase activity.
AUGGGUUUCGAGCCGCAUCGUCACAAGGGCAUUUUCGUUGCCCGCGGUGGCAAGGAGGACCUGCUGGCCACGGCAAACAUUGCCCCUGGCAUCUCUGUCUACGGCGAGAAGCGCAUCACGGUCGAGAACUCGGUCAAGAACGAGGACGGUACGCCAGCAGGGAAGAUUGAGUACCGCGUCUGGAACCCUUUCCGUUCCAAGAUCGCUGCCGGUAUCCUCGGUGGUGUCGACAACAUCUUCAUGAAGCCCGGCUCCAAGGUUCUCUACCUCGGUGCUGCCUCUGGUACGUCGGUGUCGCACGUUGCCGACCUGGUUGGCCCUACCGGAACCGUCUACGCGGUCGAGUUCAGCCAUCGUUCGGGUCGCGACCUGAUCAACAUGGCCUCGAAGCGGCCCAAUGUCAUCCCCAUCGUGGAAGAUGCCCGUCACCCGCUCAAGUACCGUUUCAUCGUCCGUACUGUCGACUGCAUCUUUAGCGACGUCGCCCAGCCCGAUCAGGCCCGUAUUGUGGCCCUCAACGCGAGCAUGUUUCUGCGGCGAGGCGGUGGCCUGCUUCUGAGCAUCAAGGCCAACUGUAUCGACUCGACCGCCCCGCCCGAGACCGUGUUCGCCAGCGAGGUGCAGAAGUUGAAGGAGGACCGCUUCUUCCCCAAGGAGCAGCUGACGCUGGAGCCGUACGAGCGUGACCACGCGCUCGUCGCGGCUGUGUACCUGCAGAAGGAGUUUGAGGGUUGA